This is a messenger RNA of Helianthus annuus (common sunflower), 1489 nucleotides long. RefSeq lists its product as uncharacterized. The record is from RefSeq and is a predicted model, not a curated record. Lineage: Eukaryota; Viridiplantae; Streptophyta; Magnoliopsida; Asterales; Asteraceae. The transcript has a single exon.
UAAAAGUUUUGUUUAAUGUUAUAAAGAAAGCAAGAAAAACAAACAAGUAAAGCAUAUAAGCUCCAAACCAACUCAUUCUAAAAUCUUUCCAUUUCCCCUGCCUUUCAAGACUUGUCCUCCAUCAUCAUCAUCUUCUCCUAAUCAAAAUCUCUCAUCUUUAUCAAUGGCAGAAGCUACCAUCAACGACAACAACCCAACAAAGUUUUACACCCAUUUCUUGUACAAAGCCAUUUUCAUAUCUUUUUUCUUCUUGCUUCUUCCAUUAUCCCCUUCCCAACCCCAUGAGUUCAUAAACCACAAAACAAUAACUACCACAUGUUGGGAGUUUCUUCAACUCGUGUUUGUCGGAAUAGCGGUCUCUUACGGCCUUUUAAGCAAACGAAACGAUGAAACCCACAAAGAAGAGGGACCGUUUAAGUCUGAUAACAACGAUCAGUCAUAUGUGGCCAGGCUGCUUCAAGUAUCAUCAGUUUUUGAUGAUGAUUCUGAAAACAAGGUGCAGACGUGGAAAGCUCAGUAUUAUAGAGGGGAACCCAUUGUAGUUGUCGCUAAGGAAUCCGAUGAAGCAACAACAAUCGAAAAACCUCUGUUUUCCCCUGUUGGCAGUUUUAAAAACAGUGUUUCUGAAUCUUCCAUGAUCGAUUCUAUUGUUUUGCGGUCACCGAUCCCAUGGAGAUCAAGAUCAGGAAGAGUGGAAGUCAAAGAAGAUCUUUCUCAAACAUCUUACGUGCAUGAUACGUCUGAAAUGAACCCCACGGACUCAUCUUUUCGAUAUCAAUCGAAAUCUUUAAAACACGUUUUGAAUCCUUCAUGUCAAAAGAAAAUUCAUCCUUCGUCUCCGACAUUAUCCUCAGAAAUCCGAUUAAAAUCGCUAGAAUACGUUAGCCGGAGAAACAUUAUCCAGAAGUCAUCUAGAAGUGAUACUUUAGAAGCAACAAAAUCAUUCAGAACACGAGAAGAAGCCGAAAUGGACGAAUAUUUAUCACAUGACAAAGAAAUAGGAAGGUUUGUGGAAAGAAGAGGGAGCCAGAUUAAGAGGUUUAUGGAUGACGAAACACAAACUUUUUCUGGGUACUCAAAAGAAAAGUUGAUAGAAACGGGUCAAAAUUCAGACGAAAGCGAGGUUGAGGAGGAAGAAGAUGAUGAAGCUAGUUUAAUAGAGAAUGUGGAAAUGGUGGCGAGUGAUAGCUGUCCGGAUGUAGAUAAGAAAGCUGAUGAGUUCAUAGCAAAAUUUAGAGAGCAGAUUAAGCUACAAAGAACAUUGUCUUUGAGAAGAUGAACCUGAAAAUGGAACCAGGUUUCUUUCUUUGUAUCAUAAUCACUUUGUAUACUUAAGAGGGUUAUUUUCGUCUUUUUGAUUGGUGGAUCUAACUCUUCUACAUGUAUCAUCAAUUUAUCAUUGCCUCAUUUCACUUUGAUUAUUGCUAUUUUGUUUUAGUUAUGAUAUUAUGUGAUUUGUGUUCAUGCAAGUUGUGACAAACAUUAUAUU